CCAGCCAGCCAGAGGUUUAUGGGGACAGACGGAGGCGCCUCAGCCGCCUUCUCUCUCUCUCUCUCCGGCGGCAGCCCGAGCCUCUGCAGCGCCGCCUUUUUCCUCAGCAGAAAGGAAAACACACACAACACGCACACGCCCCACACGCUCGCUUAGUUGCAACCGGUUUGUACCGGCCGCCGGCUCUGGCUGCCUCCACACGGCAGCGCCUCCCCGCCGGAGGAUGAAAGGAGCCCGGGAGGGCGGCGGGGGAGAAAGAGAGCUCGGCGCUGGAAGGCGGCCCGCGCGCCCACCGGCCGGCCGGCUAGCUGCCUCCCUCUCUCCCUCCAGCAGCCUCGCACUGCCCUCGGCCUGAGGGCGCAAAUAAAUAGAGGGCCGCCCCCCGCCCUGGGGGUGGGUGGGAUCCCUGUCGCCGCAGAGCGAGCCUUCCUUGCUUGCCACCCCCCCCCCCGGGACGGCGGCAGUAAUGCUAUGGCAGGGCAGCGAAAGCUUCAUUUCCUGGUUGUCUGCACCGGGGGAUUCUAGCCAGCUUUCGUGAGUUGUGGAUUAAGUAAGAAGGAAGGAUUGGAAACAUCAGGAAGCAGAUAUGCCAGACACUUAAGGUUGCAUUGCUAAAGUUAGCUGACUUGCUGUGACCGCUUCUGGUUGAAUUGCCAAAUACACCAAAAACAACAUGUUCUAGAAGACUGAAUGACAAGAUUCUAUUCUAGCUGCUUCUGACCCUUGAAUUUAUCCUGGAAAAUGGUGUUCCAGAAGUCACCAGAUGGUGGAUGGGGCUGGAUGAUUGUACUGGUGUCCUUCUUUACCCAGUUCUUGUGCUAUGGAUCUCCAUUAGCUGUUGGAGUUCUCUAUCUAGAAUGGCUGGAUCUAUUUGGAGAAGGAAAAGGAAAGACUGCAUGGGUUGGCUCCCUUGCAAGUGGAGUUGGACUACUUGCAAGUCCUAUUUGCAGUUCAUGUGUAUCUGCUUUUGGAGCAAGACCUGUAACAAUCUUCAGUGGCUUUAUGGUUGCUGGGGGUUUGAUGAUGAGCAGCGUCGCACCCAAUAUCUACUUCCUGUUUUUUUCCUAUGGAAUUGUUGUUGGACUCGGGUGUGGCUUAUUGUACACAGCAACAGUAACCAUCACAUGUCAGUAUUUUGAAAAACGCAGAGGCCUUGCACUUGGUCUAAUUUCAACAGGAUCAAGCGUUGGGGUUUUUAUAUAUGCAGCAUUACAGAGGGAGCUAAUUGAACUGUAUGGAUUAGAUGGGUGUCUGCUUAUUGUUGGUGCAUUGUCUCUAAAUAUAUUAGCGUGUGGGAGUCUGAUGAGACCUUUGCAGUCGUGUGGCUCUGCCUUACCAGAGAAGCCAAUCCUCGAGAAGGUUCCAGAUCAAUACCUCAUUUAUAAUGAAAGAGAAAAGAACACUUAUGAAGAAAAUGUACUUGAAAAAGCCAGCAGUGAAGAAAAAGGUGUGAACCAAACAUCCUGUGGUGACUGCAAGCAGGAGUCAGCAAUAACUAAGAACAAUCUAUUAAUGAUAACACCACACGAGAGAGAGACUUACAGACGGAAAGUUGUAGAACGGACCUAUUUCUGUAAACAGCUUGCCAAGAAAAAAUGGCAGUUAUAUUUAGACUACUGGGGGGAAACGCUGGGACUUUUUAAAAACAAAGUAUUUUCAUCACUUUUUAUUGCCAUCUUCUUCUUUGACAUUGGCGGCUUUCCUCCUUCAUUGCUCAUGGAAGACAUUGCAAGAAGUUCCAAUAUUGGUGAAGAUGACACUGUCAUUCCUCUCAUUUCUGUCAUAGGCAUCAUGACUGCCAUUGGGAAACUUGUUCUAGGAAUACUGGCAGAUUUUGAAUGGAUUAAUACCCUAUAUCUAUAUGUCCUGACUUUGAUAUUGACUUCGGUGGCACUAGUAUUGAUUCCGUUUGCCCAAAAUUACAUCACACUGGCAAUACUUUCAGGGGUUUUGGGUUUUCUGACAGGCAACUGGUCCAUUUUUCCAUAUGUUACAACAAAGACUGUAGGAAUCGAAAAAUUAACACAUGCAUAUGGCAUACUGAUGUUCUUUGCUGGACUUGGAAACAGUCUUGGACCACCAAUUGUAGGUUGGUUUUAUGACUGGACAAAGUCUUACGACAUAGCAUUCUACUUCAGCGGACUUUGUGUUCUGUUUGGAGGGCUGCUUCUGUUGGUGGCAGCGCUGCCAUGUUGGAACACCAGGAACGGUAGCAAUAAGCUGAAAAAGCCACUUCCAAAUAUUUACUCCUACAAAGUUGCUUCCAGUGUGUAGGUGACAAGUGCGGAACAGUUGCUCCUCUUUGUAUACUGCACAGCAAGAUAUUUUUAGUAAUUUCCUCACUUAUUUAUGAGGCCAAAAACACACACAAAAAUACAUUUUUAUACUACUUUGAAAUGCUUUUAGCCAGAGCCUCUCACCUGUACCCAUUGCUGGGUGUGGCAGAUGAAGCUCCGUUUUAGCACAAGGGGCCUUUUGCUGUUGACAGCGGUGCUGGAAACCGUAGUAGUGGAUGGGGCUAUUGUGCUCAUAUCCUGCUUGCGGGGUUCCCGUAGGCAUCUGAUGGACCGCUGUGAGAACAGAAUUAAAUGGGCUCCUGGCCUGAUCCAGUAGGUUCUUACAUUCUUCACAAUCGGAAAGCCCUGCUUGUGCCUAUACAGCUGCACUACAGCCUAAGGGCAUUAAUUUGUUUCCUUGAGCUCUAAUGUACACAUCGAGCUCCUGUUGCAAGGGCUUGAUGUUCCUUGAGCUCUAAUGUACACGUCGAGCUCCUGUUGCAAGGGCUUGUUCACACACAGAUCCUUUGUGUAUACAUGAAAGUGCACAAAGGUAUCUGAUACGCAGCCAGCAAUGUUCUCCUGUGACUUCCUUUUUCUGAUACGUAGUAUAUACUACAGUUUCACAAGUUAAAUAUUUUUCCAAUGGAUCAAAAUGUAUUUUGAACCGACUCUUGCUUUUGCUUGUCUUUGACAAAAGACGGCACAUUGCUUCUCUCUUCAGAAAUCUCGAUAACUAUGUAGUGAAAGACCUUUAAGACAAUCGGACCAUUAUCACCAUGAAUGUAAUAUGAAUUUGAAGUGCUUGCUUCUUUGGUAAGGUAAAUGCUUUCUGUUAUACAAUCUCAUGUGUUGCCACAAGCAGGAUUUGGGUCACAUUACUUGUGAAGUGAACAGUAUGGCAUGAAUUGCACUUCUAAAUGCCACUGAAGAUGCUGCUGUCCAAAUAUUUCACAUUUCACUUCUCCAGAAAAUGUGUUAAACCAAAAUCUGUGAAACCAAGGAAUAAAUAUAAGUUCUGAAACAA
Messenger RNA from Podarcis muralis (Common wall lizard), 3303 nucleotides. The record is from RefSeq and is a predicted model, not a curated record. Lineage: Eukaryota; Metazoa; Chordata; Lepidosauria; Squamata; Lacertidae.